Thunnus maccoyii (southern bluefin tuna) is the source of this 4439-nucleotide messenger RNA. It is a transcript of the gene xpc, whose product is annotated as xeroderma pigmentosum, complementation group C. Gene Ontology annotation, molecular function: single-stranded DNA binding; damaged DNA binding. Gene Ontology annotation, biological process: nucleotide-excision repair; mismatch repair. Gene Ontology annotation, cellular component: nucleus; nucleotide-excision repair factor 2 complex; XPC complex. The record is from RefSeq and is a predicted model, not a curated record. NCBI's taxonomy places the organism in Eukaryota, Metazoa, Chordata, Actinopteri, Scombriformes, Scombridae. The transcript is spliced from 14 exons. Bases 406 to 3174 code for a protein of 922 amino acids.
UUACUUUGCUCAAAAACCAACCACCAUGUCUAUAAGGGUUUAGAGUUGUCCUUCAGAUUUAAGUUAGCAGCAUAAAUAUAAAAAUGUAUGUCAGUAAAAUGGUAAAUAGAGAGUUUUGAGGGUUAAGAAAAAGAGCAGUAAAUUAGGACCACCGACGAAGAAGAAGAGGACCGGACGUGACGUCAAAGUCAUGUCGCCAAAACAACCGGUGCGCAGCGUCUGGUGUUAUGAAAGCUUUUGAGUGAAAUGUUGGAUAACUGCUGUUUCCUUUACUCUUACACAACUAUCCGUGGUUGCAGCAUCAUGUGGAGAGCUGAGGGACUUCCGGUCGUCUAGAUUAGCCAAAAUACUUUUUUAGGAAAAGUGUUUUUGAUUGAGAAAAGUGACAGAAAAGACAGAGACGGCAUGGCAAAGCGGAGAGAGUGUGCCGAGACACCUGCAGAUACAAAGAAAUUGAAGCUGAAGGCAAAGAGCAGCGGAGCGAAGGCAAGAGCUAAGAAGACUGAUGCAGAGAAAGAGGAGAAGAUUGAGAGGAAAGUCAAAUCCAAACCACGUUCCUCCACAAAACGAGCUGGAAGGAACAUCUCUUCUACCACAUCCUCCUCCGCCAGUGCUGUCAAAACCAGUAAAUACUUCCUGUCACCAGGGAAGGAGGAGGAAGCUGACAGUGAAGAUGACUUUGACAUGGUGACCUCAAAAGCACCUGUGGUUACGGUGAACGCCAAGAAACCAUUGAAGGAAGAAGAAGAGGAUGAGGAGGAGGACAGUGAGGAAGACGAGGAUGAUUGGGAGGAAGUGGAAGAGUUGGCUGAGCCUCUGGGUCCAGUGGAGCCAGCAGAACCCGUCCUGCCCUCUCAACCAGUGGAGAUCGAGAUCGAGUCUCCAGAAGUCAGGAAAAAGCAGAAGAGGCAGGCUGAGUUCGAGGCGUAUCUGAGGCGAAUGAUGAACCGAUUCAAGAAGGACGUGCUGGCAGACACGCACAAGGUCCACCUGAUGUGCCUGAUAGCCAGUGGGAUGUUUCGCAACCGUCUGUGCAGUGAGCCAGACCUGCUGGCCAUCACUCUGUCGCUGCUGCCUGCCCACUUCAGCGUGGUCGCCAAAGAACGCAUCGACCAAAACUACAUAUCUGGACUGCUCAAAUGGUUCAGAGCAACAUUCACCCUCAACUCCAGUCUUCCCUGUGAGGAGCGUCCAGACCCGCGGGCUCUGAUGGAGAGGCGGCUGGCCAGCCUUUCAGCGAGAAACCACCAGGAGAUGACUCAUCUGUUCUUGUUGGUCCUGAGGUCUCUGCAGCUCUUCUGCCGCUUGGUACUUUCUCUGCAGCCGAUCCCUCUCAAACCCCCGUCAGCCAAGGGCAAAGGGGCUAAAACAUCUUCUGGUGCCCAAGGAAAGAACCAGGGAACAUCCAAGACCAGCCCACAGGAGCCGAAGGUGUCUCCUGGCACCAAGAGAGCAGCUGGAGGAGGGAAGGGAGACAGAGGAGGAAAGAAAGCUAAGAGGAAGGAAAUAAAAGACGAGGAUGAGGGGGAAGAGGAGGAGGCUCCAACAUCAGGGCGGCAGAAACCGAAGAACUCAAAACGCCGCAGCGUCGCCUCAAAGGUCAGCUACAAGGAAGAGAGCAACAGUGAAGGGGAAAAGGAGGACAAGUGGCUCAGUGAUGAGGAGGAUUUUCAGGUGACCAGUGAGGAAAACAGUGAAGAUUCAGAGGGUGGGGCCAAAUCUAAAAAGGGGACGAAGGGGAAAGGGAGGAGCAAAGCUAAAGUGACCACAGCCCCAAAGAGAAAGAGCGGGGGAGGGAAAAAACAGGUGAAAAACGAAGAUGAGUGUGAAGAAGGAGAAGAUGGUGAUGAAGAAGAAAGAACGACGAGCAACGGAAACAAGCGAAGGAGUGGGAACAAGAGAGAGGGGCCUGGAGCCGACGAGUGGUUGGAGGUGUUUCUGGAAAAAACAUCCUCCUGGGUUUGCGUAGACGUGGAACACGGUGUCGGGAUGCCUCAUCUCUGCUCCCAGAAUGCAACAGCGCCGGUGACGUACGUGGUGUCAGUGGACGGGGAUGGGUUUCUGAAGGACCUGGGAAGGAAGUACGACCCCACCUGGAUGACGUCAUCUAGGAAGAGAAGGGUAGAAGAAGAGUGGUGGGAGGACACGCUCGAGCCGUUCCUGGGACCAGAGGAUGAGAGGGACACGAAGGAGGACAAGGAGAUCCAGAACAGGCUGCUGAACAAACCGCUGCCCAUCUCUAUAGCGGAGUAUAAAAACCACCCGCUGUACGCUCUAAAGAGACACAUGCUGAAAUACGAAGCCAUUUACCCCCCCACAGCCACAGUACUGGGAUACUGCCGAGGAGAGCCAGUGUACUCCAGGGAUUGUGUGCACACCCUCCACUCCAGAGACACGUGGCUGAAAGAAGCACAAACUGUCAGACUAGGAGAAGAGCCAUAUAAGAUGGUGAAGGGCUUCUCUAAUCGUUCCCGUAAGGCCAGGAUGAUGUCUGAGAUGAAGAACGAGAACGACCUGGCUCUGUUUGGAGAAUGGCAGACUGAGAAGUACCAACCGCCUAUAGCUGUGGACGGAAAGGUUCCCCGUAACGACUACGGUAACGUCUACCUGUUUAAGCCCUGUAUGUUACCGGUGGGCUGUGUUCAUGUCAGGCUGCCCAACCUGCACCGUGUGGCCAGGAAGCUGAACAUUGACGCCGCGCCUGCAGUCACAGGCUUCGACUUCCAUGGAGGAUACUCACAUGCUGUCACUGACGGUUACAUUGUGUGUGAGGAGCAUGAGGAGGUUCUCCGAGCUGCCUGGGUGGAAGAACAAGAGCUUCAGAAACAAAAAGAGAAAGAGAAAAAAGAAAAGAGGGCGAUCUCCAACUGGACUCUGCUUGUGAAGGGGCUCCUGAUCAGAGAAAGGCUUAAACAGCGUUACAGCAAGAAGAACGAGGACCCCAGGAGCCUCGCUCACACUAAAGACGGUGGAGACGAGAAUGGUUUUUCGUCCGAUGAGGAGGUGGUUGAGGGUGGAGGUCCUGGAGCUAUGACGGCGGCUGAAACUCUAGCCAUGUCCUGGCCCCAAAACAGACAAGCAGAGGAGGACGGAGGGAGCGUCAGCGGACUGAAGAAGCCUAAACGACAGAAGAAAGGGCAAGAGAAACAUUUGUUCCCCUUUGAGAAAGUGUGAUGUCAGAGAUCUAAAAGCUGGCAGAAAUAAUUCUCUAAACUUCUCAAGACAAGAGACCUUUCUAGCGCUCUGUAGCACUUGGGUUUACUUAAAUCAAGAUUAUAUGAUUAUAUCCUCACAUCUACUGAAAUUUACUUUGGAAGAUGUUCACAUCUUGAAAGCACUGUGUGCCUCAGGUGGAACAGAUUUGAAAUAAUUUUUGCAGGUUUGGUCAAACCUGCAACCUUUGAUAUUAACACUAAAAGGAGAAGAAGAAGAGGGAAAGAGAGGAGGACGAAGAAGGAGAUGAAUGAUUUUAGUGAACUGAUCUGCAGAUCGAUCUGUUUUCCUCCACUGUGUGUAUUCUUGUACAUAUUCCCAUAAGCUCAUGUUCUGCAUUAUUAACUCUUUGUAUGAGAGCUUAAUGGAGAUUAAGUAUAUCAAAUCCAGCAGGUGUGUUCAGAACUGUGUUUUCAGGGCGUCUUGGAGAGAACAAACUCAACAUGAAUGUGAGAACAGGGAAGUGUCUUUUACAGUUUCAGAUGUGUGUUUAACAUCGCAUGAAGACACACCUGUUAUCAUUUUACCUGGACAGAUGUGAUACACCCAGCCCUCCUGCAAGUAUUUAAUGGGUGACAGUAUUUCACAUGGCUGGUUGUGACUGAAUCUAAAUGGAAAUGUCUCAUACUGUCAACACACGAUACUCUGCAAACACCUCAAGGCUGUAAAAGAUCAAAGUUUCACAGAAUCUACACUACAUGCUGCUAAUUGAUUAUAAGCUGAUUGAGACUCAACAUCAUUCUUGCUAUCUCAUAUGCCGUCUUCACUCCGUUAACAAGUGGCACACCUGGACCUCGUUACUGGCUGGACUGUACACCAUGAAACCUGACUGCCUGAACAAUGAAACUAGUAUUGUAUCUCCAGGUUGUCACAUUUUCAGCCACGUCUUUAGCUCGGCCACUGUGCAUAUUUGAGUUGAUAUAAUUGCUUCGGGGUUGUAGAUAGUCGUCACGAAUGCUGUACUUCCUCCUUUUCUCUCUUUCCUUGUUGGGCUUCCACAUCCCUGGAGGUUCACUUGUUUUUGUUGUAUUCUGUACCAUUUAUCAUGUUCAGCAACUCUUACUAAUCUCUUUCACACUUUUGGUCACCAUUUCACACUUUGUCUGUAUAUGUGUUAGUAAAAAGCAGAUGAUGGCUGUAUUUAAAAUGGUAAACAGUUUUUGUAUGAAAAGUAUUUUUGUAAGAAAUGUUUGAAUACCAGUAAAAUGCAGAGCAGCCAAAUUGAA